Messenger RNA from Sitophilus oryzae (rice weevil), 939 nucleotides. RefSeq names its product proteasome subunit beta type-7 (gene Prosbeta2). Gene Ontology annotation, molecular function: threonine-type endopeptidase activity. NCBI's taxonomy places the organism in Eukaryota, Metazoa, Arthropoda, Insecta, Coleoptera, Curculionidae. The transcript is spliced from 6 exons. The coding region runs from base 57 to 881 and encodes 274 amino acids. The record is from RefSeq and is a predicted model, not a curated record. Gene Ontology annotation, cellular component: proteasome core complex.
AUCAGUUUGUUCCUAAUUUCGUGCGUGACUUGUAAGAAAGAAACAAACUUGGAAACAUGUCUGUUUUGUGCCCCGAAAUACCCGCUCCAGGGUUUUCAUUCGAUAAUUGUAGGAGAAAUGUUAUGCUAGAAAACAAGGGACUAGUACUUCCUAAAGCUACAAAAACCGGUACAACUAUUGUAGGAAUAAUUUACAAGGAUGGCGUUAUUCUUGGCGCUGAUACAAGAGCCACUGAAGAUACCACCGUGGCUGAUAAAAAUUGUGAAAAGAUUCACUACAUCGCUCCUAAUAUGUAUUGUUGUGGAGCGGGUACAGCUGCUGAUACAGAAAUGACCACACAAAUGAUAUCCUCCCAACUUGAACUACACCGUCUAUAUACAGGAAGAGUUGUCAGAGUGGCCACUGCAAAUCAACUGCUAAAGCAGUAUCUGUUUCGUUAUCAAGGCUAUGUCGGGGCUGCUUUGGUUUUGGGUGGAGUUGAUACCACUGGUUCUCAUUUAUAUUGCAUUUUUCCUCAUGGUUCUUCUGAUCAGUUGCAUUAUACCACCAUGGGUUCAGGUUCACUGGCUGCUAUGGCUGUGUUUGAAUCUCGUUGGAAACCAGACAUGGAAGAAGCAGAAGGUGUGCAACUGGUCAGGGAUGCUAUAGCUGCUGGUAUUUUCAAUGAUCUGGGAUCAGGUUCGAACGUUGAUAUCUGCAUCAUCCGUAAGGGAGGCAAUGUUGAUUAUAAAAGAACGUACGAUGAAGCCAACAAAAAGGGUCAAAAGCAAAAUUCUUAUAAAUAUCAAAAAGGUACAACUGCGGUAUUGACUACGAAAGUUGUAGAUGUGGAAGAAGUAACAGUAAGAAGAAUCGAGACAGAAGAGAUGGAUACUGCUUAAAAUUAAUUUUUAAUUUGUAUUUUUUAAAGUAUUUCAAAUAAAAUUAAUUAAAGGGAAA